AUGGACGGGAAGAAGUACGACAUCCUGCUGCUUGGCAGCACGGGCUACACCGGGCAAAUGGUAUUGGAAUAUUUUUUGAAAAACUACCAAGGGGGGAUCUCCAGUGGGGAGGUAAAACUCCUCUGUGGAGUGAGAAGUACAAAAAAGUUUAGUGACAUUUUGUUAAGAAUGAAAGAAAAGGAAGGUGUCACAUGUAGUGAAAAGAUUAACACAAAAGAAUGCGAUGUGGGUAACUACGAUUCGAUUUUAAGUUGUUGCAGUAUGUGCAGAGUGGUCAUCAGUACAGUGGGUCCCUAUGCAACGUACGGGUAUAAUAUUGUUAAGGCGUGUGUGGAAGGAAACUGCCACUAUGUAGACGUGUGUGGUGAGCAUACGUUCAUGUUGAAAAUAUACAAGGAGUUCAACGAAAUUGCUAAGAAAAAAAAGCUCAAAAUUAUUCACGGCGCAUCGUUCAUUUCAGCCAUUAGCGAUUUGGGGACAUUUAUAAUUCAAGAGGAAUUUUUAAAAAGGUACAAACAGCCAUGUCCAUAUAUUCGUGUAAGACUCUCCGCGGAAGGCAGUGAGUUCAGAACGGUAGGGAAAAGCACCAUAAAAAGUAUUUUGCAAUUCAGGAAGGAUGUUCAAAAUGACUACAAUGAACAUUACUUGUGUGAAAAUAAAUAUGAGAAAGUGGUGAAUGAUGAAGUGAGUUCCUAUUUACUAGAAAAGGAAAAUAAAAAAAAAUCAUUUUUUGACUAUGAGAAAGAAUUUGGAUACUGUUUUGGGACAGUUUAUUCGGCAGCGGAAGAAACCUACGUUUUGUAUGGGAAAAACUUGAUUGUGAGUUAUCAGCAGUAUGACGCUCAUUUGACGACUCCCAUGUACAUUUUGAGGAAAAUGUUAUCAACUGUGAAGAAUAUGUUUAACAGCGUCGUGGCGUUUGCGCUGAGGCCGUUUGGUUUGGGCAACUAUUUGGCGAGCAAGUACGUGGACUGGCUACACACGCCAAAGACGGCGGCUGAGUUGAGGAAGGCUUUUUGGACUUGCGCGGUGGUUGGGCAAUCCUACGUGGGGGUAAGCAAUUCUUCGGAGGACGCGAAAAGGGGAAAGGGCCCUGCGGAGGGUGCCCACUCGAAGAGUGGCAACCAGGAGAGGAAGAUCUUCCUCCACUUGAGCGGAAAGAAUGAAGACCCGGGAUAUCUCCUAAGCGCGAAAAUCAUAUCGGAGUCGGCGCUCUCGCUAUUGGAGUCGACCUUACCCGAUACCUUUGGAGUCCUUUCCGUGUCGGUUGGCCUCGGCCAAGUCGUGGUGGAGCGGCUCCGAAAGGCCUCCCUCGGCAUGCGCAUUGAGGUGUGA
Messenger RNA from Plasmodium cynomolgi strain B, 1335 nucleotides. RefSeq lists its product as hypothetical. Gene Ontology annotation, cellular component: mitochondrion; plasma membrane; lipid droplet. The transcript has 2 exons. Lineage: Eukaryota; Apicomplexa; Aconoidasida; Haemosporida; Plasmodiidae. The coding region runs from base 1 to 1335 and encodes 444 amino acids. Gene Ontology annotation, biological process: glycolipid biosynthetic process. The record is from RefSeq and is a predicted model, not a curated record.